AUCUUUAAACAAAACAAUUGCGCAGUUUUCCUGGUAGCGCCAUAAAGUUCAAACUUCUGCUAGAAGAAGGGGAAACGCAAGCAACGAGAAUCCGAGGGUAAAAUCACGGGUUUGCUCAGGACUUCUUCGCCUCUCACCCUCCACUGCAUUUGAAAACCACACCUCACUAUGUCCAACAUUCUCCAAAGAUUACGAGGUGGAAACCUCGAGGUUUUCAAGUUCGGCAUGUACGUUCUUUUCCCGAUUGGAUGGAUGUAUUAUUUCGGAACAAACCUCGACGACCGCUUCAGUGUCCCCGGCUUCUGGCCUACUACCGAACAGUCGCAUAAGAUUCCUCUCGAGAAGGAAGAGAUUGACAAGGAACUUGCGCGAAUGCGCAUGGUGGAUGCUGUUCGGCGAGAGAAGCGGCAACGGGAGGCCCAGGCCCAGGCUGAAGCCCACAUGCAGGCUGAGAGUCAAGCACAGAACGCGGAGUGAAAUUGUUGAAGAUUAUGGACACGGGUUUACGGUAAAGUCCUGGGACUACGUUGGUCGAAGAUAAUGGCGGGGGCCGGUUCUAUACGAAAGGAAGCGCGCUGCCUUUCCGCGGGGGCUAGAGUGGCAUGGGAGCCCGACAAAAGGUUGGUGGAGUUAUCAUGUGGCAGUUGCACGUGUACUACUGUUUAUGUUGUUCUUGUUUAACACUCUUCUCUGGGCAUGUCGGGAGUUGAAUUCGGUUCUAAAAUGGGCAUCUAGUUUUUGGUUACGAGUUUUAUUUCGCCUGUACAUUCUUUCGCUACGAUAGCGUUUUAGUCCACGGUUCUGCAGGACUAUGUCCUAGUAUCGUUUGUUGGUUAAAAAUAAUGGUUACAGUCCUGGUAUCACAUAAUACCAAGUAAACAGGCGCUUAUAAAGGUAUGGUAAUAUGGUCGACUUGGGGCAUAGAGUUAUUAUUUCCACAGC
Aspergillus nomiae NRRL 13137 is the source of this 942-nucleotide messenger RNA. RefSeq lists its product as uncharacterized. Lineage: Eukaryota; Fungi; Ascomycota; Eurotiomycetes; Eurotiales; Aspergillaceae. The transcript is spliced from 2 exons. The record is from RefSeq and is a predicted model, not a curated record. Gene Ontology annotation, biological process: mitochondrial respiratory chain complex IV assembly. Gene Ontology annotation, cellular component: mitochondrial inner membrane; mitochondrion. The coding region runs from base 169 to 477 and encodes 102 amino acids.